AUGAGUAUACAUGAAGGCGGGCUCGGAAAGCCUUGCGGCCUCGCUGUCGUCAAUCGUCCAGUAUACCAACCUGGCAAGAAACGCGUUUGGUCACUGCCCCUGAUUACCAGCAUUAUUGGCCUGGCGGUGUUCUAUCAUUUCCUAUCCACGUUCCUUCCUUCGCCACCAAUACACUGGAGCAGCAUAGCGGACACGCCGAGUAUUCCGGAGGCGAUCAAUGGAAACAGUUGGGCAGCACUUCAGCCGAGCAGAAAACUGGAAUGGCAAAAAUGCUACGAUGGAAAGUUUGAUUGUGCCAGGCUAGAUGUGCCGCUCGACUGGCUGGAGCCGUCAGAUGACGAGCGGGUGGUGCUUGCUGUUAUGCGCGCCCCUGCACGGAAUGGUGGUCGUGAAUAUAAAGGGCCAGUAUUCGUGAACCCAGGGGGUCCUGGAGGAUCGGGUGUCUCUUGGCUCGAAGAGGGUAUUGCUGAGCACAUGCAAACAAUCGUAGGAGAUGAUCAUGACAUUGUGAGCUGGGAUCCCCGUGGUGUUGGUGCUUCGGUGCCUCGAAUCGACUGCUGGGGCUCCUCACGCAAGCGCCAUGACUGGGCGAUGCAGAUGUCGGGUGUCGUGGACUCGCACCCCGGCAUGUUGUUUGAUGCUCUCGCUCAAUUCGAUGCCUUGUCAAGGCAGUGUGAGACUCAUAUGAACGCAACCACCCCCGGACUCCUGUCACAUAUAUCGACCGCAUCCCAUGCACGCGACAUGCUGGAGAUCUCGGAGCAAAUGGGCUUCCGUAAACUAAAGUAUUGGGGCAUCAGCUACGGAACUAUCCUCGGUGGUACCUUUGCUGCAAUGUACCCUGACCGAGUCGAGAGACUUGUGAGCGAUGGCAAUGUUGACUACCAUGACUGGUAUGCCAACGUACAACUCAACUACCUCGAAGACGCCGACAAGAUCAUGGAGGCAUUCUUUGAAUUUUGCAACAGAGCAGGGCCGGACAAGUGCGCAUUUCAUGAGCCAACUUCCGAGGCGAUCAAGGAGAGGUUUCUGGCCCUACUAAGCAGUUUACGAAAACUGCCCGUCCUUAUCCCAGCUGGCACCAAUGGAACGGAGCUGGAAAUGCCCGAGCUCGUGACGUACUCGAAACUGCAAAAUCUGAUACGCGGCUGCAUGUAUAAGCCGAUAUAUCGAUUCACGGAACUAGCCAGCGCCAUGGCCGCACUCGAGAGGCGUGAUGGCGUACCGUAUUAUCAGCUGCGCAAUGAAGAUGAGGGACCUCCAGCCCUUCCAGUCGGCUUCUGUGCCGUGAACGAGACAACGCCAAACGUGCCCGCGGUGCCCGAGCACUCCGAGGACGCCUUUCCCGCCAUCAUGUGUGCGGACGGCGAGGCUGUCCCGGCCGCCGACUGGACCCCGGACUCGUUCCAGACGUACUUUGAGGAGCUCCAGCGCAUCAGCCGGUACGCCGGGGCCUCAAACGCCCAGUCCAAGCUGUCGUGUGCCGGGCGGACGGUGCGGCCCAAGUGGCGGCACGCGGGACCCUAUGCCAACAUCACGUCGGCCUUUCCCAUCCUCUUCAUCGGCAACAUGGCCGACAAUGUCACGCCGCUCCGCAGCGCCCGCCGUAAUGCCGCCGCUUUCCCCGGCUCGGCGGUUCUGGUUCAAAAGUCGUAUGGUCAUUGCAGCUUUGCGGCGCCGAGCACGUGUACUGCCAGGGUGGUGCAUGCGUACUUUCGCCACGGCGAGUUGCCCGAGCCGGGACUCGAGUGCGAGCAGGAUUGGGAGUUGUUUGAGGAGCCGCCUCCUGUAAUGUCCGCUUACGGAGAACUCGGGCUCGCGGUCCGGGAGCUCUCAAGGAAGACGAAUGUUGUAUUUCGAUGA
Molecule: messenger RNA, 1863 nt
Organism: Pestalotiopsis fici W106-1
Lineage: Eukaryota; Fungi; Ascomycota; Sordariomycetes; Amphisphaeriales; Sporocadaceae
Exons: 6
Coding region: 1-1863 (620 amino acids)
Source: RefSeq, a predicted model, not a curated record